Selaginella moellendorffii is the source of this 474-nucleotide messenger RNA. RefSeq names its product DNA-directed RNA polymerases II, IV and V subunit 12. Bases 48 to 251 code for a protein of 67 amino acids. The transcript has 3 exons. Gene Ontology annotation, biological process: DNA-templated transcription. NCBI's taxonomy places the organism in Eukaryota, Viridiplantae, Streptophyta, Lycopodiopsida, Selaginellales, Selaginellaceae. Gene Ontology annotation, molecular function: DNA-directed RNA polymerase activity; zinc ion binding; DNA binding. Gene Ontology annotation, cellular component: RNA polymerase II, core complex; RNA polymerase III complex; RNA polymerase I complex. The record is from RefSeq and is a predicted model, not a curated record.
UUUUUUUCCAAGUGUGGAACUUCGAGGGAUUAGGGUUCUUGUUUGCGAUGGACAACGCUGGUGGAUCAGGCGCUGGUGGAAGUGGGGUCUUGGCUCCGCCACCGCCGAUUGAGCCAGUGACUUACAUGUGUGGAGAUUGUGGAACCGACAAUUCGCUCAAGCCUGGGGAUGUGAUACAGUGCCGGGAAUGCGGCUAUCGCAUCCUCUACAAGAAGAGAACUCGAAGGAUUGUGCAGUAUGAAGCACGCUAGGCGGCAAAACUCAUCCUUUUCGCAUGAAUCUUAAAGACGAUACUGUUCUUUCUCGAUCUCCUCGAUCUCUCUCACAUCCUCUAGGUACUGUGCUGCGUGUUGUUUUGAUAGUAAUGGAAGCCCACUAAAGUGGAAGUCCACUUUCUGGAAAAAUGCAUGAAAGGUGUCACGUAUCAAUCAAGUGUUUAGGUACUUCAAAAUUGCCCAAGAUGGGCAUCUUUAU